Messenger RNA from Danio aesculapii, 2495 nucleotides. RefSeq lists its product as uncharacterized. Bases 82 to 513 code for a protein of 143 amino acids. The record is from RefSeq and is a predicted model, not a curated record. Gene Ontology annotation, biological process: regulation of systemic arterial blood pressure by endothelin; intracellular calcium ion homeostasis; vein smooth muscle contraction. NCBI's taxonomy places the organism in Eukaryota, Metazoa, Chordata, Actinopteri, Cypriniformes, Danionidae. Gene Ontology annotation, cellular component: extracellular region. The transcript has 4 exons. Gene Ontology annotation, molecular function: endothelin B receptor binding; hormone activity.
UCUCUUUCAACACAGCUUUCCUCUCUGCUUGUGGAUAGACGACCAAGCGAGACUGGCUUGCCAAUUAAAGAACUGUGCAUCAUGGAUUUUUCCUUCUUAUUCUUAAUAAGUGCUCUUGUGUUCAUACUGGAACAAGUCUCAGGGUCCCACACAAACAGAAGUCCAUCUGCGAGUGCUGCUCCACAAAUUCACCGGCGUGAAAGGCGCUGCUCCUGUGAAAACCUGAAGGACAAGGAAUGCGUGUACUUUUGCCACAUAGGAAUUGUGUGGGUCGAUACACCCAGUCAGGUCAUUCCCUAUGGCAUGGGCUCGCGCCUGAGACGGGAUGUUGAACGAUGUCAUUGCAUCAACAGGAAAGAUUCAAAGUGUUUGCGGUUUUGCUCCUACUUGUCUCUCCAGAAAAAAGAUGAAAUUAGCACAUUCAGACGGUACCAGCCAAGAAACUACAAAGAACGGUACAAGUUUAGCUUCCUCCAGAUGUUGAGGAGACGCAAUUCAACACAAACAACCUGAGUGGGAUGAAAAAACCUAGUAACUUACUGUACAUUAUUCUGUUUGGGUGGCAAGCCUGGCCAUAUGUCUGAAUACGAGUGCUGUGAAGGGAUUACAAAGUGCAGAAAUCAUUUCUAUGUCAUGAAAAGCUAGCCUCUCAUUAGUGACAGUAGAUGAAGCAAAUAGGAGGGAUCUGACAGCAUAUCUGUUAAAACCAUAGUGCUUCUAAUUGACGUGUAUUGUACAAUUUGGAAGAAAUGAAGAGCCCACUUCAAGAUUAUUAUUGGUUAUAUGCAUUUGCCAUCAACUGGUUAAGUCUCUUUCAAAAUAUUGAGCAAAAAAUUCUAAAUACAAAUCUUAGAUAUAUCCAAAUACAGAACUUUCUUUUUCUUUAAUAUUUAGAGCUACCAUUGAGUGCAUUGAUUCAACAUGAAAUAUUGUCCCAUGAUAUCUACACAGUGGGUAAAGUUAUCUAGAAAUGAUUUUAUAUGCUCAAUGUGCUAUAUGCACAGCUAGUGUUUUUCAGCCAAUGAUUCCGAAUGACUUCCGGUUACGGUGAAAGCUGUAUGUGACUAUUUUCAUUUUCGUAAGGAUCCUUUUACAGCAUCAGCAGUAAGUCAAAAAUAAUCAGUUAAAUAGACUCAAGCAUGUUUGGUUAUUAAAGCGUAAAACAAGAGAUGAAAAACGAUUUAAACGCAUAUCUGUCAAAUAACAGUUUCUGUAUUUUGUGUUUUCUGUUUAUUUAGAGAAUUGCAUUAUGGGAGCUUGAUCUCUGCUCUGUUGACUUUUGAUGUUGAAACUUCAACUCUAUACUUGAAUAAAUUAACUUUUAUUGAGAUUUCAGUAGUUUGAGUUAAUAUAUUGUACAUGAAAUAAUAUAUAAGUCUGUAAAAUAACAGAGAAUUUACUGGCAGUUUAUUACAAGAUUUUUGUACCAAACACCGACACAGACAAUAUAUCACUUUAAACUAUUAAAAAAUGUUAAUAAAAGUUCCAUUCAAACUCUUCAAUGUUGAAAGUUGUUGGAAGAAAGAUCAAGGUCCCAUAAUGCAGUUCAAAGCAUAAAUAAAAAUGAAAAAAAAAAAAACACAAAAAUGGAAAACUGCUAUUUAUAUUUUUACAACGCACGGAAUGAGUGAUAUGACAUGAUGCAUAAACAUGCAUCAAACACUUAUAUUCAGCAGGCAUGUGUUGCCUCAUUAAUUUUCUGAAUAUACGUUAAAGUAAGACGAAGUUAAACUGGCAUUAUGCCUCUUGGGAGUCCGCUAAAUACAUUUCUAAUCCACAUAUCCCACAUUUUGCAUUCUGACAGGCUAUCAUGAGAUUCAUGGUUGCAUUGCAUUACAUUUUUUAUAACGCCAGUCUCAUUUUCAAAAUAAGAGUCCCACAUACUGAACAUAGUAUGUAUAAUACAAGUUUAAAUAAACACAUAAAUAAGGGAAAUAAUCAUAAUUAUAAACGUUAUGGCCAAUCAAACACUGCUGUGGGUGUGCAUAUUAAUUAUGCUGUGUAGAUCGUCAGAGUCUGUCUUUUGUUCUUAUUUUAUACUCUUAUUUUAUAUAUUAGAUUUACAUAAGAACAAGGAAACAAUGAUGUCACAGUAUGCCAUUCCAUUAAACAGUUAUUAUCAAGCUCUGCUUAGGCAUAUCCAGAGUUUCAUUCUAUGGCACAUUUAAGGUCUAAAAACGUGGGGUAUUAUGAAUUCGUCUUCAAAUUUUGAAAACACAUUAUCUACAUACAUUUUAGUUAAGACACAUAUAUUACUGGCAAAUCCAGAGAAUCAAUAAUGGUUUCUGAAGUCGUCUCUUCAUUUUUUCCCCGAGAGCUGUAUAUAUAUCCUCUGUUGUUUUCAGUUUUGUUUCUUUAUAAUGACUGUGUUUAACUAUUUAUUGAGGACCAUAGCGACUUAUGGGCACUUUAUUCAUGACAUUAAACAUGUUAGUUGCCUUUGCUAAAAAUGAUUCUUGAAUCCAGUUUGUAUUAAGAGUCACAAUGAGAUUUUU